Molecule: messenger RNA, 1389 nt
Organism: Cylindrotheca closterium
Lineage: Eukaryota; Bacillariophyta; Bacillariophyceae; Bacillariales; Bacillariaceae
Source: the annotation of a GenBank genome assembly
AUGACAGCAUACAGCAGACACCAUCAAGAACAUCCCAUCUAUCCAGUGCGCAAACUACUUCGAGGGGAUGAAGAGUUUGUUGGAAAUUCACACUGGGCUUCCAAUUGCGAGGAUUGUCAAGAGGAUGUCAAGAUUGAGCGUGACCCUGUGACACAAUUUCCAUUGUCCUAUCAAUGUGAUAAGAAUCCGCAAUGGGUGACCUCGUCAACCAUGGUGCAGUUUGAUUAUGAGGUGGCUACUGCCAUAAACUCCAAUCAAGACGACAAUGUACUGGCGAUGCAGUGGAGUCUUUUGGAACAAGUGGCUGAGUGGACGGGAUUAUCGAAGCAAUGCAAUUUUGACUACCAGUUUGAAGAUGCUAGCAUGCGGCCUCGGAACGGGAAUCAUCAACGACGGCGAAGCUUGAAUCAGGCUCUAUAUUAUCCAACAACAAUAUAUGGUAUUCGAAGUUUACCAAAGGAUCGUCCGGGUGAAAUAGGUGACUGCAACAGUCUCUCAUAUGACUCAAAGACGAGUGAAUGUUUUCCUGUUACGGCAAUCAUGACGGUGAAAUACCGCGGGGAACCACAAGAUGCCGUCUUUGUUCAGGAAUACAUAAAGUCUGUCAUCAAGGAGCAAAUGGAAACGGGCCCAUCGAAAUUUUUUGUGCAAGAUGUCACCAAUCUGGGGUAUGUUGGGGAACGAAUACAGUUUACCAAGCCAAAUGAUGCUACUAGAAUAAAAGCCAAGCAAACUUUGGGGAUUGCGGCCAUGACUACCAUCGUCUCACUGUCCACGCUGCUUUGCCUUGGAAUUGCCAUCGUAAUGAUGCGAAACAAGAAGGAAAGAACGUCGUCCCCUAGCGUCAAAAUUACGAAUCUUCCGUUUGACCUUGAAGAAUGUAGCACUGAUAGUUUUCCAGGUCGUCGGAAUUCUAGCAGUGAUGAUAAUGACGAAUAUGACGUGCCUUUGACAUUGAUGGCUAGCACGGAAGAAAUGGAACUGCCGCCUGAAAAUGACGCCGGUGAACAUUGGACUUAUUCCCUGGAUGCUAGGGUACAGGAUCUUCCACCUCCGCCAAUCCAGUUGCAAUUGCCACCCAUAGGUCGGCCUUUGAAAGUUCAGCGGAAGAGAAAGGGCAGAGAUUCUCCCAUGAGGAUACGUCGAAGCUCUAGUUUCUCGACAUUGCAGCCCAUUUCAGAAACAAACUCCGAACUCGAUGACGACGAUGACAACGACAGUAACUUCGAACAAAUGCCGGAUGUUAAUCUUUCGUUUGAUGAUGAAAUCAUCAACGAGACGAUUUCCAUUUCAGAUGAUGUUACGGCGGUCCACAAGGACUUCGAAUUCAUCAUGGAUGAAAUCUUUUUUAACAGUUCGAAUGAUAAUGCAAGAACCGGGGACCCAUAG